Messenger RNA from Hydractinia symbiolongicarpus, 1253 nucleotides. RefSeq names its product serpin I2-like. NCBI's taxonomy places the organism in Eukaryota, Metazoa, Cnidaria, Hydrozoa, Anthoathecata, Hydractiniidae. The record is from RefSeq and is a predicted model, not a curated record. Bases 5 to 1129 code for a protein of 374 amino acids. Gene Ontology annotation, molecular function: serine-type endopeptidase inhibitor activity. The transcript has a single exon.
AAAAAUGAGAGCUUUAAUCGUGAUUCUCUUUUUGAUAUCUUGUUUACCAUUUACACAAGGAACAAGGGACUGUAGUCGUGUUAUAAACAGUUUAAACUUUCACUUAAACAAAAUCAACUUUAAUUACAGCAAGAAACAAAAUUUUGUUUACUCAGCAUACAGCUUGGGAGAAGCCAUAUCAUCAAUACUUUUCCUGUUGUCUGAACAAGCCAAACAAGACAUCCAAAAGCAAAUUGGACUUACUCAUUCAAACCUGGUUGAUUGUUUUUCAAAGCUACGUGAAAAGAAAAAACAUUUUACGGUAUUUAAAAGCGCCAACAAAAUAUGGCUGGAUGAAAAUGUCAAGGUUAAUAAGAUGCGAUUAAGAGAAAUUACAGAAAAUGUUGGAAAGAUUAUAACUGUCAUGGAUAUUCGUAAAAACACCUGUUUUGCAAGACACACAAUUAAUUCUUGGAUAUUAAACCACACUAAUGGAAUGAUUCAAAACUUUUUGGACGAAGGAGCAUUGACUUCACAAAGUAAAGUUAUUGUCACCAACGCCAUUUACUUUCAUGGAACAUGGAAGUUUCCCUUUGAAAAAAAAUUUACUUCAAAUAGGGAUUUCUUUAUGUCACCAAAAGAAAAAAUUGAAGUUCCAACAAUGGCAAACACGUUAAAUGUCAAUUAUUAUGGAGAUAAGGAAUUUGGUAAAAUGGUGGAGAUUCCAUAUAAGGGAGAUCGUUAUGCCAUGAUCAUUUUGCUAAGCAAAAGCGAUACAGACUUGAACAAGACAGUUUUUAACAACGCUAUUAAAAAAAUGAAGAAAAGAAAGUUGAAAUUAUUUUUCCCAAAGUUUAAAAUUUUAUCAAAACUAGAACUGAAGCAAGCUCUUGUAAAAAUGAAGUUAAAAAUGCUGUUCAGCAAAAUCGACUUUGUUCAAGAUGACGUCUACUUUGAUCAAGUUCUUCAUCAGUGUCAAAUAACUGUAGAUGAGGAAGGCUCCGAGGCUAGUGCUGGCACAGGCGUGAUGAGUGGUCGAUCAAUGACACAAUCAUUCCAUGUAAACAAACCGUUCCACUUUUUUAUUAGAAACAUACAAACGAAUAUGAUUUUAUUUUCUGGAUAUGUUGUAAAACCAAGUUGGACAUAAUGCUCGAAAUAAUGAAAUUAAAUUUAAUUUUUUUUGAUCUAUUGUUACUUUUAAAAAUUAUUUACCCAGGUUAAUCUCUUUAGUUCUUAUUGUACUGGUAUCAACGAAGAUCCUGAGAAAUGUA